This is a messenger RNA of Mugil cephalus (flathead mullet), 2256 nucleotides long. RefSeq names its product tetratricopeptide repeat protein 39B-like. NCBI's taxonomy places the organism in Eukaryota, Metazoa, Chordata, Actinopteri, Mugiliformes, Mugilidae. The record is from RefSeq and is a predicted model, not a curated record. Bases 141 to 1886 code for a protein of 581 amino acids. Gene Ontology annotation, molecular function: protein binding. The transcript is spliced from 18 exons.
GGCCAAAUUCCCGUAGUCUGUGAGAGGUGGAUUUUCAGUGCAUCCCAGAGUUUAGCUGGUUUCUGGUAGUAAUAAGAAAACAAAUCACAUAUUUUGUUCAACAACAUUUCUUUUUGUUUGUUUUUUGACUCCAGCAUCAAAUGGAAGCGAAUUCACUGCAGCAGGUGGACACAAAUGAUCCCAGGGAGGAUUCAGAAUCACCUAAAAUGGAUUUGGAGUCUGCACUGAAGGAAUGCUUUUCUGCCCUCGACCUUUUCCUGAACAACAAGUUUGCGGAUGCAUUGGCCCUUUUAAAACCUUCCAAGGGUAACAGCAUGUACCAUGCAAUGGGCUACAGCAGCAUCUUGGUAAUGCAAGCAGGGAUGACCUUUGAUCCGAAGGACGUGGAUGCUGCCAUGACGUCGCUGAGAGAAUCCUUGAUAACCUGCCAGAAAUUUCGAAAGAAAACUGGAAUAAUGGUGAGCUUAGCCAACCUGUGGUAUGGGCAACCAGCUGACAGUCUGACAGAAGAAGAGAUGCAUGCAGAGCUGUGCUAUGCUGAAGUGUUGCUGCAGAAAGCCGCCCUCACAUUCCUGGAUGAAAGUAUAAUCGGCUUCAUCAAAGGAGGGAUGAGAAUCCGGAACAGUUAUCAGAUUUACAAGGAAUGCCAGGCCAUGGCCAAUGUCAUGAAAGAUUUGGAAAAACAAAACAGUACACAUGUUCACUUUAGAGGCGGGGUCAGCAUGGGUAUUGGAUCGUUUAAUCUGAUGCUGUCUCUUCUUCCAUCCCGAAUCCUCAGACUGAUGGAGUUUUUGGGCUUCUCCGGAGACAGAGAGAUGGGUUUGUCAGAGUUGAGAGAAGGAGCAGCUAGCAACAGCCUGCGCUCCAUCCUCAGCACCCUGACUCUGCUCAUGUUUCAUCUCUACAUCACAGUUAUACUCGGAACCGGGGAUGGGAACGUUGCUGAGGCUGAAGCUUUGCUGGAGCCAUACGUUGAAAAGUUCCCUAAUGGAGCCCUCAUUCUUUUCUACACUGCAAGAAUUGCUGUGCUCAAAGGGAACUUCACGUUUGCUCAGGAGAAGUUCCUGGCCUGUAUCGCGUCCCAGGAAGAGUGGCGCCAGAUUCACCAUCUGUGCUACUGGGAGCUGAUGUGGGCCUACUCCUUCGAACAAAACUGGAGAGAGGCUUAUCAAUACGCCAACCUGCUCUGCAAAGAGAGCAAGUGGUCCCAGGCCAUCUAUAUGUUCCAGAAAGCUGCUAUCCUGAGCAUGCUCCCAGAAGAAGAAGUGACCAAACUGGGGGAAAAUGUGGUGGAAUUAUUCAGGCAGGUGGAAGGGCUGAGAAUAAGAAUUGCUGGCAAGUCGGUUCCGACAGAGAAGUUUGCAGCGAAGAAGGCACAGAGAUACUCUUCCUCUGUCCCUGUGAAACUAGUCGUCCCUGCUUUGGAAAUGAUGUAUGUGUGGAAUGGCUUCACGGUGGUAGGCAAAAGGCCUCGGCUGACUGAGGGCAUCUUGUCUACUUUAGAGAAAGCAGAGGAGCAGCACAGAAAUGAUCCAAACCCGUCAGAGUAUCACCUGGAUGACCAAUGUGUCAUCCAGCUGCUGAAGGGUUUGUGUCUAAGGCAUCUGGGGCGCCUGGUCCAGGCUGAGAUCUGCUUCAACCAUGUCAUUUCCAGUGAAGAUGCUAUUAAGCAUGACAACUAUCUAGUUCCGUUUACCAUGUAUGAGCUGGGCAUUUUGCACAAACAAAAAGGUGACAUCAACAAGGCCAUCACUGUGAUUGAAAAUGCCAAGUCGAACUACAAAGACUACAGCAUGGAGUCGAGGCUACACUUCCGCAUCCAUGCGGCACUCAACACGAUGGGUUCCUUCGCAGCCAAACUUCCUCCUUCACGUACUCCAGCUUAAAAGACCUUAAAAGGCUCGAAAUUUGACAGAAAACUGUGUAGACUAGAUCAUUAGUGUGUCAAAGUAGCGAUCUGUGUUUUAGUCCUUUGUCAUGCUGAGUUGAUUCUACUAUUUAAUGUACAAAAUGGUAAAAAAGCCUCAGCUGGUAACUGAAUAUGAAAGGACUUAUUUCUGCUUAUCAUAUCAAUGUAAUCCUUAGCAGACGAUGCUGCAGUUGGAGACAGAACUGAAAUAAGUGACAUACUAAGUAAAAAAUGAAGUAAGUGAGUUUCUGAAUAUGUGUUUGCAAGGUAUUGUAUUUGAUCACUGACGUUGAAAUAAAAUAUGCAAAAAAAGCAGCAAAGCAUGGAAUAAAUGAUUUUUACAUAUA